AAGUGAAAGUGUUCAGACUCGUUCUAACAACAAGCAGCAGACGCAGGAGACGUGAAGUCUGAGGCUGCAGUGGUCACCAACCAGUGGAGAGUCUUCACUGUGGAUCCCAGUAAAGCUCUGGACUCACUGGCUGAGAUAAACAUUGAAACUGGUGUGAAAGAUCAUUUCACUGAGUUCUGCUGUAAACUGAGCGCAGAACCAGAAGGAAAUAGACCAGACCUUGAAUAUCUAGAAGAGCAGCGCGGCCUGAACCACAACUGAGCCGCAGCCGGCCCGGUGCAACAUGGACGAGGACACUUCAGAGCAAGUUGGACCCUCACACACAAAAGGUCAGGACCAGAGACUGAGAGCAGAGUCUCCAGGGUCCAGCUGUCUGUCUCUGAAGAGUGACCAGUCCAUGGAUCCUCCUCUAUGCUUCAGUAAUGAACCUGGACCCUCACACACAGAGGAGAGGAAGAGGAGUCAUGUUUCUGAGGAGGAGCAGUCGUCCUGCUGUGCUUCGUGUCAGGACGUCCUGAAGGAUCCAGUCUCCACCACACACUGGUUCUUCAGACAGUGGACCUCAUUCUGGGACCAGUCUGGUUCUUCAGGAGACUCCCUGUGUCCCCAGUGUGGACAAAGAUCCAGAACAGGAGCUGGAGCAGAUCGUUGUCUUCAGGAGGUUUUAGAUGAACAUAAGCUCAGUCUGAGGAGGAGAUGUGAACAUGUGACUGAAGGAAGUGAUGAAACAGGAAGUAGAACCCUCCUCAACAGGAUCUACACUGAGCUCUACAUCACAGAGGGACAGAGUGAAGAGGUUAAUACUCAACAUGAGGUGAGGCAGCUUGAGACGGCUUCCAAGAAGAAGAUCCUCCAUGACACUCCCAUCAGGUGCCACGACAUCUUUAAAGCCUCCACUGACCAGCAGAGCAGCAUCAGAGUCGUCCUGACCAACGGCGUCGCUGGCGUUGGAAAAACCUUCUCGGUGCAGAAGUUCACUCUGGACUGGGCAGAGGGUUUAGAAUACCAGGAUGUGGGUCUGCUGACUGUGCUUUCGUUCAGGGAGCUGAACCUGGUGAAGGACCAGCAGCACAGUCUCCUCACGCUGCUCCGUGUUUUCCAUCCAGCGUUACAGAAGCUCACGGCAGAGACGCUCGCUGUCUGUCAACCUUUGUUCAUCUUUGACGGCCUGGAUGAAAGCAGACCUUCUCUGGACUUCAACCACAGGAAGCUUGUGUCUGAGGUCACACAGAGGUCAUCAGUCAACGUGCUGCUGACAAACCUCAUCCGGGGGAAUCUGCUUCCCUCGGCUCUCGUCUGGAUAACCUCCAGACCUGCGGCGGCCAAUCAGAUCCCUCCUGCAUGUGUCGACAGGGUCACAGAAGUACGAGGCUUCACUGACGCCCAGAAGGAGGAGUACUUCAGGAGGAGAUUCAGUGAUGAAGAGCUGUGCAGCAGAAUCAUCUCACACAUCAAGACGUCCAGGAGCCUCCACAUCAUGUGUCAAAUCCCAGUCUUCUGCUGGAUCAGUGCUACAGUUCUGGAGCACAUGUUGACCACAGACCAGAGAGGAGAGCUGCCCAAGACCCUGACUGAGCUGUACUCACACUUCCUGCUGGUUCAGACAAAGAGGAAGAACAACAAGUACGGUAAGAAGAGGGCUGACAGGGAUGUUCUCCUGAAGCUGGGGAGGCUGGCUCUGAAACAUCUGGAGGAAGGAAACAUCAUGUUCUACCAAGAAGACCUGGAGCGGUGUGGUCUUAAUGUCCCAGAGGCCUCGGUGUACUCAGGAGUUUGUACUGAGAUCUUCAGAAGAGAGUGUGUGAUCUUCCAGAAAUCAGUCUACUGCUUUGUUCAUCUGAGCAUUCAGGAGUUUCUGGCUGCAGUCUACAUGUUCCACUGUUACACCAAGAGGAACACAAAAGAACUCAACAACUUCUUGGGAACAUGCGAGGACACAGACAGUACCUUCUCCCUGGAUGACCUCCUGAAGAGAACCAUGGAGAAAUCCCUCACCAGUACAAAUGGUCAUCUGGACCUGUUUGUUCGCUUCCUUCACGGCCUCAGUCUGGAGUCCAACCAGAGAGUCUUAGGAGGCCUGCUGGGUCGGACAGAGAACAAACCAAAGAUCAUCCAGAGAGUCUUAGGAGGCCUGCUGGGUCGGACAGAGAACAAUCCAGAGAUCAUCCAGAGAGUCAUCAACAACCUGAAGGAGAUGGAGAGUCGUGGCAUUUCUGCUGACAGAUGCAUCAACAUCUUCCACUGUCUGACUGAGAUGAACGACCACUCAGUUCAUCAGCAGAUGAAACAGUUCAUGACGUCAGAGAACAGAUCAAAGGAGAAACUCUCUGGGAUCCACUGCUCAGCUCUGGCCUACAUGCUGCAGAUGUCAGAGGAGGUUCUGGAUGAGUUUGACCUGAUGAAGUUCAACACAUCAGAACAGGGUCGAGGGAGACUGAUCCCAGCUGUGAGGAACUGCAGGAAGGCUCGACUCGGUUGGUGUGGACUCUCAGAGACUCACUGUGAAGUCGUGGCCUCAGCUCUGAAGUCAGACCCCUCACAUCUGAGAGAACUGGUUCUGACUGUAUUCGACCUGCUGGAUUCAGGAGUGAAGCUGCUGUGUUCUGGACUGGAGAGUCCAAACUGUCGACUGGAGACUCUAUGGUUGAUUAACUGCUGGCUGUCAGAGAUCAGCUGUUCUUCUCUGGCUUCAGCUCUGAGGUCAAACCCCUCUCAUCUGAGAGAACUGGUUCUAAAUAACAACAAGCUGCAGGACUCAGGAGUGAAGGAGCUGUGUGGUUUUCUACAGAGUCCAACCUGUCGACUGGAGACUCUGGGGUUGUUUGACUGCGGACUGACAGAGAUCAGCUGUUCUUCUCUGGCUUCAGCUCUGAGGUCAAACCCCUCUCAUCUGAGAGAACUGCAUCUGAGCUGGAACAACCUGCAGAACUCAGGAGUGAAGGAGCUGUGUGGUUUUCUACAGAGUCCAACCUGUCGACUGGAGACUCUGAUGUUGAAGGAGUGCAGACUGACAGAGAUCAGCUGUUCUUCUCUGGCUUCAGCUCUGAGGUCAAACCCCUCCCAUCUGAGAGAACUGGAUCUGAGAGGAAACAACCUGCAGGACUCAGGAGUGAAGGAGCUGCUUGAUCUACAGCAGAGUCCAACCUGUCGACUGGAGUCUCUGAGGUGGGGGGAGAUCUAAGUGGAGGUGAGUGUGAAGAGGACAGUGUGUGUGGACGGAGGCUGAGCUGUGUCCUGAGGAUCCAGAGGCUGAAGCAGCAGCAGCUUGUGUGUAGUCUCCAAUCUACACAACCUGUAAUCUGCAUGUGUUUGUGAGAUGAAGCCGGAGCACCUGGAGAAAACAUUUCCCCUCCUCCCGCAAGUUCAAUCUGUUAAAUAUAUAUAAAAAAAAAAGUUUGUUGCAUUUAUAAAAUUAUAGAACAACAAUGACAUUUUUUAUUUUUAUUUUAUUGCUAUUUUUACGUGUUACAAAAAAGGAAAACACCAAACUCUUAUGAAGAGGAGAGCAAAAUACAUGUGUAGGCCGACUUUGAAAUAAAUGAAACACAGAACUCUGCUUUUUCUGCUCCUCUCCAGCUUGACACUUUUCAGCAGAUGCUGUGAGCUUGCUCUGGAAAUGUCUUUAAACAUGUUUUGUUGUUUGCCAAUUCCUCUCCACAUGAAGCAUAUACAGGUAAACCUGCAUCGUUGGCAGUGAAAGCAAAUGAAUCUGUCCACGCAGAAUUAAACUCUCUAUUUUCCUCCCAGACUUUUCUCUUUUGGGAUGUAUCCAUGGUUAGCUUACCGAGGCUCUCGUCUGUUUCCUGUCGGUUUGAGAUGCUGUAAGUUUUAUUUUGAACUACGUUAAUGUCAAUAUUCUUUUGAACUUUGGGUUAUAAUUCACAAAACCCUUUAUAAACUUUUCUUUCUGAAAUAAAGUUGAAGCUCUUUCCACCAGACGAGGUGAGCUCAUGAAUGAUGGACGUGUUGGGUUGAGGAGACGUCGUGAUGGAUCGUAGCAUCACACGACUCAGACUGUUAAUAACACAUCUCCUUCAAUAUUAUAUAUACAUAUAUAUAAAUAAAUGAAGCUAAAAUGCAGUGCAAGUGCAGCAGUGUUCAUGAAGUCAAAUAUAUUAUAACCAAACUGAUCAGAAACACUUGAACAAACAUCAGUGAGAUAAGAACUGAAAUGACAGAAACAUCUUUGACAAACAUAUUAAGCGUCUUCUUUGAUUAUUUGUUUAUGUCCAUGUCCCAUCUGCUCACAUGGAGGAGGAGGUUUAUGACCUAUACUGCAGCCAGACACCAGGGGGCAGUGUCAGUCUGGUUUGAUUCAUUUGUUAUGUGUUGAUCGACUGUUCUGAUUGGAUGUUCCUUCGUGGUUAUUUUUUUUAUGAAUCUACUUCCUGUGUUGAGCGCGAGCUGCUGUUUAAAGACGUGUUUGACCUUUGACCUGAGCUGACCCGACAGUUCACUGUGACGAAGAGGAUGAAGAUGUGUAGUAUGUGUUGAACGUUGUCGUCCACUCAGAGGAUCAAUAAAGAUUAUAACUGACGAUCAA
Messenger RNA from Limanda limanda (common dab), 4543 nucleotides. RefSeq names its product NACHT, LRR and PYD domains-containing protein 3-like. Gene Ontology annotation, molecular function: protein binding. Bases 284 to 3181 code for a protein of 965 amino acids. The transcript has 11 exons. Lineage: Eukaryota; Metazoa; Chordata; Actinopteri; Pleuronectiformes; Pleuronectidae. The record is from RefSeq and is a predicted model, not a curated record.